AACAGCGCUGCUGCUGCUGCUGCUGCUGCUGCUCUCUCUCUCUCUCUCUCUCUCUCUCUCUAGGCAUCAUUUUGAUCGAAUUAAAAUGAGUGAGAAAUAAAUCAGGGAUUCGGAGGACGGAGGCAGCCGACUGAGACACAUUGUUGGGCGCCAUAAUUCAUCAACUCCUUCGAGCCUGACUCGGUUUCUCUGUUCCUCUUUUCCGUGCUUUAUUGCAUACUACGGCCUGUUUGAUAAAAUGUCUAAUAUGUAGCCAAUGUGGUCAAUUUACUGUUAUGUGUGUCAUUUCCGGUACAUUCAUGCUUUGUAGGUUUACCAGGGGUACUAUAUGUUAGACCGAUUUUUAGAACACUGCAUUCGAGGUUCUGGUUAUUUGUUCUCUUUAUGGUUCGUUGCAUUGCAAAUUUUGUGUUUGUUUUAGUAAUACAAGAGGAUUAAACCAUUUGGAGGGAGUCUAAUUGGUGGGAGUGACUUUGUUCAUAUUCUCCUAUUGUAUACCCCUUGCAAUUUGUUGGCAUCAUUCUCUCUUGUUUGCCCUCCGUUUUUGUACGUUUUAGAGAAAUUGAUCAUAAAUGUGUUGAAUCAUCUAAAAGAAUUGAUCAUAUAUCCAUUGAAUCAUCCGAAAGAAAUAUAAUGUCAUGUUAUAUGAUUUAGUAGUUCUACUUGAUAUUUCAGUGCUAAAAUGUCUAAGAGCAGCCACUUUGUGCAUAUGUCGCCAAAAAUUAGGUGUCUCGAGUCCUCCCCUAUCAAUACCCCCAUCGAUUGGGGAUUUGAUAAGUACUGUUCAUGUUAUUGUUGUUGUUAUUGACAUAUUGUUAUUAUUGUAGUAGGUCUUCAACCACAUGAAUUUACCAUGAUUAUUAUGAAUUAUUGAUUGCAUCACCUCAUAUAUGAGCAAACUGAUGUUCAAGUAAUUCUGACAAAAGUUUCUCUUCUACAUGAGACUUCUCUCAAGUAGGUCCAACCGUCCAAGUACUUCCUGAUAGUAAUAAUGUUCGGUGCAGUUAUUUUUGGUUGAGUAUCAAAUUUUCAAAUUAAGAAAGCCUUCCAAAACUUCCUUUUAAAGAGCUGCUGAAUAGACAACAUUUCUUAUUUUUGUAGGUGGUGAAUCCUCAACAUUAUUACUUACAAUGAUCACAAUUAUGUCUGGAUCGGCAGAAUGAGAAAGAGGCCAGGCCAUGGAGACAACUAUAGCACCAUUACAUUUGGAGCUCUUUAUUUCAAAGUGGUGUUCUGGUUAUCGAUCGGUUCUAUUGGUUGUAUAUUGCCAUUUUCUAUUUGCAUUGUGUCUAUUUGAAGACAUGGAAGUGUCUCCUAUCUAUCUCCUCCUCUUUCACCGCUUGCCAUUUGUCUUGCCUGGGUUCCUGAAUAUGGCGGAUUUCCCCCCAAACUUGGAGGAUGGUGAGCAGUGGCUUCCUGCUGAUAUUUACCAUGAGAUAGUCUAUGGUAGCUUCGAGCCUAAGGCUCUUGCCGAUAACACCAGUGAAGAGGGUGCAACAGAGGUUGAGACCUUUGACCAUGGAGGCAAUGGGGUGUUAACAGAGCAAUGCUGCCUUUGGCCAGUCCCCAGGUAUGGAGAAGAGCAAAAAGGUUUUGCUGGCAAUUCUGGAGGGACGGGUGUUUUCCUUCCCCAGACUCUUCUCAUGGAAUCAACUGAGAACAAAGGGACUGGGGUGUUUCUUCAAACCUUCACUUCAAAUGGACCGGUCACUGUGCGAAAAAGCAAAAAGAGUGGAAAGAAUGGAAAGAUGUUUUUUACUAAGAAGGGAGCUCCAUCAGGAAAGAAAGAGGUGUCUCAAGUUCCAGCUGAGAUCUGUUUACCUGCAGAGUGGACUUACUAAUUAACUGUGUCUCUAUCUAAACAUGAAACUCCCAUGUAAUGGAGACUAAUAACUAAAUGAAAUGCGAGAGUAAUAACUUUUGAUAA
Molecule: messenger RNA, 1927 nt
Organism: Rhododendron vialii
Lineage: Eukaryota; Viridiplantae; Streptophyta; Magnoliopsida; Ericales; Ericaceae
Exons: 5
Coding region: 1179-1841 (220 amino acids)
Source: RefSeq, a predicted model, not a curated record